Messenger RNA from Chilo suppressalis (striped riceborer), 785 nucleotides. Lineage: Eukaryota; Metazoa; Arthropoda; Insecta; Lepidoptera; Crambidae. The record is from the annotation of a GenBank genome assembly.
ACUUGUUGUCGUCCGCGGGUGCGAAACAUAAAUGUAUGAAAUGAUUAUUAAUCUUAAAAAGUAUCUACUUCUUUAAUACUCUGAAUAGUAUGUUUAAUUUAUUAUCGCUUGAAAUAAUAUUUUUUCAAAUAGCAUAAAGAUGGCUGAUAGAGAUCUUACUAUGGGACCUCGUGAAGGUAUUACGUAUCCAGUAAAAGUGCAGUAUUGCGGCAAUUGUUCGAUGCCGAUAGAAUAUUGCGAAUAUUAUCCUGAAUAUGAAAAAUGCAAGCAAUGGCUGGAAAAAAAUUUGCCUACGGAAUUUGAAAAAGUAAAAAUUGACGAAGAAGAAAAUGCGGGUGGGGAAGAAGAAAAGAAACGUCAAAAGCGAGGUGGAAAAGGCAUGUUGAAAUCAAAAAAGAAAGAAGAUGUCCCCAAGUUAGUUCAAGUUUCCCGUGCUCCUCGUGGAAAGAAGAAAUCGGUAACUGUUGUGUCAGGACUGAGCACCUUUGAUAUUGAUUUGAAAGUGGCAGCAAAGUUUUUUGGAACGAAAUUUGCAUGUGGUUCUUCUGUCACUGGUGAUGAUGAGAUUGUUAUCCAAGGAGAUGUAAAAGAUGAUCUCUUUGACAUCAUUCCAGAAAAAUGGCCAGAGAUUGAUGAAGACAGUAUUGAAGAUUUGGGAGAUCAGAAGAGAUAGUUACAAUUUGGUUAACUAUUGUAUGUUACAUUUUCUUUAAGUAUGUAUAAUUUAAAUUAUACCAGUGAAAUAUCUUAAAAUAUCUUCAGACCAAAUUUUUUCUUAUAUAAUA